AUGCAGGGCUUGCUGAUUUUGAGCGUACUCCUGGGGGCUGUUUUCAGCAAUGAAGACUUUGUGGGGCACCAGGUGCUCCGAAUCUCAGCAGCCAAUGAGGCCCAGGUACAGAAGGUGAAGACGCUGGAGGAUCUGGAGCAUCUGCAGUUGGACUUCUGGCGGGGCCCUACUCGACCUGACGCCCCCAUCGAUGUCCGAGUGCCCUUUCCCAGUCUUCAGGCUGUCAAAAUCUUCCUGGAAUCACACGGCAUUGACUACAGGAUCAUGAUCGAGGACGUGCAGUCGCUGCUAGAUAAGGAAAAGGAGCAAAUGUCCACUUCCAGGUCCCGGGCCCAAUCUACUGACACCUUUAACUAUGCCACCUACCACACCCUGGAGGAGAUCUACGACUUUAUGGACCUGCUGGUCACUGAGAACCCGCAGCUUGUCAGCAAGAUCCAGAUUGGCAACAGCUAUGAAGGUCGUCCCAUUUACGUACUAAAGUUCAGCACUGGCGGUGACAGCCGUCCAGCCAUCUGGAUCGACACUGGCAUCCAUUCCAGGGAGUGGGUCACCCAGGCCAGUGGGGUCUGGUUUGCAAAGCAGAUCACCCAAGACUAUGGCCAGGAGCCAACUCUCACCACCAUUCUUGACAACAUGGACAUCUUCGUGGAGAUUGUCACGAAUCCGGAUGGUUUUGCCUUCACCCACAGCAAGAAUCGCAUGUGGCGCAAGACUCGCUCUAUCACAGCAGGCUCCAUCUGUGUUGGGGUGGACCCCAACAGGAACUGGGAUGCUGGCUUUGGGAAGCCCGGAGCCAGCAGCAACCCAUGCUCAGAUACAUACCGUGGCAAGUUUGCCAACUCUGAAGUGGAGGUCAAGUCCAUUGUGGACUUUGUGAAGGCUCAUGGGAACAUCAAGGCCUUCAUCUCCAUCCACAGCUACUCCCAGCUCCUUCUGUAUCCUUAUGGCUACACAUCACAACCAGCCCCCGACAAGGAGGAGCUGGAUCAGCUGUCCAAGUCUGCUGUAACGGCACUGGCUUCUCUGUAUGGGACCAAGUUUACAUAUGGCAGCAUCAUCAAGGCAAUUUAUCAAGCCAGCGGGAGCACGAUUGACUGGACCUACAGCCAGGGCAUCAAAUACUCCUUCACGUUUGAGCUUCGAGACACAGGGCGCUACGGCUUCCUGCUCCCGGCCUCACAGAUCAUCCCCACAGCCCAGGAGACGUGGCUGGCCCUUCUGACCAUCAUGGAGCACACUCUGAAUCACCCCUACUGAAGCAGCCCCGGGGCCCCCUCAUCUUCCUGCCCAGCCCCACCCCGGGCAACCAAAUAAAGUUUGAC
Molecule: messenger RNA, 1325 nt
Organism: Perognathus longimembris pacificus (Pacific pocket mouse)
Lineage: Eukaryota; Metazoa; Chordata; Mammalia; Rodentia; Heteromyidae
Gene: Cpa1
Product: carboxypeptidase A1
Exons: 10
Coding region: 1-1260 (419 amino acids)
Biological process (GO): proteolysis
Molecular function (GO): metallocarboxypeptidase activity; zinc ion binding
Source: RefSeq, a predicted model, not a curated record